AUGCAAACAGAGCCACAGAACAAAAUGCGACCUUCCGAGACAGCCCCUGAGUUGCUGAUGAUGGCUGCUCGGGAGGGCGAUUCGGCACGAUUGCGUGAUCUUCUGGGCAACCACGAUGCAACUGCGACUGCAGUUCAGCUCGUUGUGCCCAUGCCUGAAGUCAUCGUCAACAUUGAGGAAAACUCCCUCGCCAUCAGCAGGGUGGACUCAAUUCUCCAUGUGGUUGCAGCUUGUGGAGACACUGCUGAGUUCCUGGAGAGCGCAAGUCUGAUCCACAGCAAGGCCAAGCACCUUCUAGGCACCGGCAAUAACAAGGGUGACACGCCCUUGCAUUGCGCAGCCGGAGCUGGGAGGAUCAAAAUGCUCUCUCACCUCAUCCAUCUGGCGAUGGCGGAUGGGGGUGGUGACGCGAAAGUGAAGGCAGUGCUGAGGAAGCAGAACAACAAAGGCGAGACGGCCCUCCAUGAGGUCCUUCGCCUGUCCGACAAGAAGAUGGUCAGGGGAAUGGUUGAGAAGCUAAUGGAGGUCGAUGCCGAAUUGGCUCGCCUCCCGAUUGCUAAUGGCACCUCGCCAUUGUACCUGGCUGUCUCGCUAGGACACGAUGAUAUUGCGGAGCUGCUGUAUUCUAAGGACAAGGCGUUGUCCUACUCUGGACCAGAUGGACAAAACGUCUUGCACGUUGCGGUUCUCAGGAGCCAAGUUGUAGGGAUGACAAAUAAGCUACUACAAUGGAACAGGGACCUCAGCAAACAAGGCGACUCACGCAACGGAAGUACGCCUCUACAUUUUGCUGCGUCAUGUGGUUUCGAUCAAGCAGUCGUAUCGUUGAUAAAUGCUGACAAAUGUUCAGCAUAUCGGCCUGACAACAAGGGGUCAUUUCCUAUACACAUAGCAAACAAGGCUUGUGUAAUUCGUGUGUUGUUGGAGAAGUGCCCCAACUGCGCAGAACUAAGGGACGCCCAGGGUAGAACCUUCCUUCAUGUUGUCAUCUGUGACAAAAAAGACACUCUAUUUCGCUAUGUUUUUGGUCUUUUUCGUGCAAGCCAUCAGGUGUGGAGGUUUGCAUCGAUCAUGGAUAAGCAGGACAAUGAAGGCAACACAGGGUUACACCUUGCUGUCCUUGCUGGGAGAGUACGGACUUUACAUUGCUUACUAUGGAACAAGGAAAUCCAGUUGAAUUUACCAAAUAAUGAUGGGAAAACUGCAUUAGAUCUUGCACUGAGCAAGAAACCCACUGGUGUUCAUUUUGGGUUGGAUUCGUGGUAUCAGAUAUACACUCUGCUAGCGGCUGCUGGUGCUAAAUAUGGUGCUCACCUUAAAGAACACGAGCCUCAACUAAAUGAGAAGGAGGAGGCAGACAAGAUCAACGGUUACAUACCAACCAUUGCCAUUGUUGCAGCACUCCUGGUAGCGGUUUCAUUCACAUGCGCUUUCUCCGUACCAGGUGGGUACCGAGCCGGUGAUGAUCAACAUAAAGCUGGCACGCCAGUGCUUUCCCAGAACUACUUUUUUUUAGGGUUCAUCAUGGCCAACAAUCUUGCAUUGCUUUGCUCUGGCCUUUCCCUUGUCAGCCUCAUGUACGCUGGACUGACCACCAUCGACCUCAGGAUACGUGCGAAAGCAUUUAUCCUCUCCAUCGUGUUCCUCAACAGCUCAGCCCGAAGCCUGACAGCCGCAUUUUCAAUUGGCAUAUACGCGGUGUUGGCUCUGGUUGACCGUACAUAUGUUGUUGUUACAAUGGCGUUUAGCACUGUCAUGCUGCUUGACAUUGGUUGGUUUGUGUACAUGGCAACUGCAGCCCAAUUCGUGCAUUUUAAUAGGCUUGGUAUGAGAGCAUGCUUGCGGUUUGCGUUUACAAUGGCAGCCACCCUUAUGGUGUCUCUCUGGCCAUAUGCAUUUACUAUCAUUUUCUUGAUAUAUUCUAGAAUCAACGGAGUCCACUAA
This is a messenger RNA of Triticum turgidum subsp. durum (durum wheat), 1944 nucleotides long. The record is from the annotation of a GenBank genome assembly. NCBI's taxonomy places the organism in Eukaryota, Viridiplantae, Streptophyta, Magnoliopsida, Poales, Poaceae.